Messenger RNA from Funneliformis mosseae, 2031 nucleotides. The record is from the annotation of a GenBank genome assembly. NCBI's taxonomy places the organism in Eukaryota, Fungi, Glomeromycota, Glomeromycetes, Glomerales, Glomeraceae.
AUGAAUUCUAAACGUCGAGUGGAUCAUUCUGAUGACGAAGGUCUUCAUCAUAGUCGUGAUAAAUUCACACGCGAACGUAGAAGCAGUGUUGAUCGGAGUAAUUCUCCCGAAGAUCGAGAUCGUCGUUUGAAGAGGAGGCGCUCGAUUUCUCCAAGGCAGUCAUCGGAUGGUGGCGAUCAUUAUAUUCCUAAUUAUGAUAAGGACGGAUAUACACCUGCCCCCAGGUAUGUUGGAAGGCCAGGAGAGAUUCGUUUCCCACACCCAUCUGGAUUUCAAGUAAUGCCAAUGGGGUUUGGUGUUGGACCUAAUCCUCAAAUGUUACCUCCUGGUGCACCGAUGAUGCCAAUGGAUUGGACAGGUCCAAGGCAAGAAGCACCAAAAGAUCCUGAUCAACUGGAUUUCUUGGUAACAUUCAAAUACUAUUCUGAAUUUAUGCAGCAUUCGAAUCCAAAAAAUCGCCUUUCUGAUGAGGAGUUGCAUAAAAAAUAUAAUGAGUAUAAGGAAGCUUUUGCUCUUAAGCAAUUGAAAACUUUUUUUGAAGCACAUAAAAAAGAAGAAUGGUUCCUCGAAAAAUACCAUCCAAAAUACAUAGAAGAAAGAGCCGUUGUAACGAAAGAAUUGAAAAAGAAUUUGCAUAAGAAAUUUAUUUCGGACUUGAAAGAUGGUUUACUUGAUGGAAUUAACAAUGAUGUAUAUGAAGACAAUAAGGAGGAUUCCAAGCAAGAAGAUGGUAUAAAAAUUGAUUCUAAAGAUCCAGAUGAAGAUUCAAAUCGACUUUUCAUUAAAAGCGUUUCACCAAAUAUUCCAAGACAAAAAAUUGAGGAAAUGUGCAAGACAAUUGAAGGAUUUCAAUAUCUCGCAUUAUCCGAACCUAAUCCUCAGAAAAAGUUUCAUCGUUUGGGCUGGAUUGUCUUCAAAGAAGGAACCGAUAUGGACAAUGCGUAUGAAAAGCUUAAUGAACAAAAGAUUGAUGAGUUUGUCUUUUACCUUGCUCGUCAUAAAAAUCAAACCGGACCUGUACGCAACAGAAUUACUCCUGACAUUGCUUGUAAUAGCGACCGGUUAAAAAAAGAUUUGAUUCAAAUUCAAAAGCUUUGUGAUAAGUUGGAUAAGGAUGUUGAUAUUAGAGGAAGCGAAGAAAUUAAAUCAAGAUUUGUUGUCAAUGUUGACGAUCUUCAAGAACGCGAAGAAUUGAGCAAAGUAAAAAGAGCAUUGGAUAUUCACAUUGAAUAUUUGCGUCGUACACAUCUGUUUUGUUACUACUGUGGUAGUGAAUCCGAUUCUAUUGAAGAACUUGCAAGAAAGUGUCCUGGCCGUCACCUUAGAGGUGUUGCAGGUAGCGAGGGAAAGACUUCAGUCAACAAGAACAAAGAGAAACAAGUUAACUCUUCCCAAUGGCUAAAGACCUUGGAUCAUAAGAUAGCUUACAAAACUGAACCCUGGAAAUUUGAAAGUGAAGUUGAGAAACAUGGUGGAACUAGUCUCAAAAAAGUUUUAGAAAAGUUUUAUCAAGAAAAUGUUAUUGAAGUAGACCCUCAACGUAAAUUUAAAUGUAAACUUUGUGGUAAAUUAUUCAAGGGAGCCGAUUUUGUUAAAAAGCAUAUCGAUUAUAAACAUCAUAACGCUGUUGAAAACACUACAGAUGACGUAAGUUCGGAUGAUACAAAAUUCUUCAAUAAUUACGUGCUUGAUCCCAAUCAUCUUCUUCCAACCACACCACCUAAUCCGACUGCUGCGUUGAACGUUCCUCCGAAUGUAACUCCUAUUCCAACUAAUCCUUUCCCAGUUAUUCCCAAUGCUCCACCACCACCAUUCAUUGGAUUUAAUUUUCCGAUCGUUGGCGCUGCUGCUGGAACACCUCACGAUCAAAUUCCAAGAAUUGGUUUCGAUGCAAGAGAAGAUCGUGGACAAAAAAAUAAUCGAAAACCGUUAUCUCGAACGAGACCAAAUGAAAGUUCUGAUCCACGUCAAGUAAAAUCUUAUGUUGAUUUGGAUGCGCCUGCUGAAGGUGACAUUGAAAUUAAAUAUUAA